CCGCUGCAGACACCACUGCUCUCAUCGUGCAUGCAGAAUCAACAUACAUACAGCAUGACUGAAUGUCUGCUUUACUGAAGCUGUGCAGCAUGCACCAAAUGUGGUGACUUUCACCUCCAUGCUGCGCUGUGUGACUUAAAGGUCCUCAGACCGAGCGUAGUGCUGCUGCUUUACCCCUCCAUCUCUGGAAGUUUGAAGGUUCCACCUUGCACCCACCUGCUAACCAACUGUCCGGUGUUAAUGCUUUUUUUCACUCGACUGGGACCGCUGCUAUAUUCACAGCUGGCUCGGACUUCAACCUGACACUGCAAGCUGCUCAGGCUAACCUAAACACAUUGGCCGGUAAUGCUAGCAUUAUCUUUAGCGUGUCCCAUUCAGCGUGAAGCUAGUUAGCGCCCCGGUUAGCUAGCUAGCUAACUAGCACACAGGCGCUCCUGUCGCUGUCAAAGCUGUCUCGUGCCUUAAAACCAAACGUGAUCACGGGGAGCUAUGGUUUUUCGAGUAAAGCACGGGGCGCCUAUGUAGCGCCUGUUUGUUUAGAGCACAUAAAGCAGCAGUAGCUGCCGUAGCACAAACUCGCGCUGACGCACAUGUUCGGUAACUGAAGGUCACCUUCAGUGGCGCUUCACACUGCUUACACGAACACGGGGGGGUCGCGCACAUGCCUUCGUUUUUACUGGGGGUGGUAUGUGUAUCACACAGCUUGUGUAGCAGACAUGUUCGUCGGUACCGAGCUAUAAAAAAAAUACGCGUGAGGUGUCUGAAUCGCGAGGUGGUCGGUGUUAGUCCUCUAACCGGCCCCAUCUUCACCCCCCCCGUCCUGAUUAGGUCGAGCGUUCCUCCUCGACCGGGAAGCGGAAGCUGGUUAUAGCCGAUAAGUCAUGAUGGUGGUGUGCGCACGGUGAGGGGGAAGGUUACUCUAAUAAUACGCGAGCUGGGCACAGUGCAGACACAGCCAUGGUAAAUGGUGACAGGGCUCAUGAGCAUACGGAGGAGACGGACUCAAAGCAGGAUGGGAAUGGCGAGGCAGACGGAGGGGAGGAGUCUAACGAACAGGAAGUGAUAGUGAUCCAGGACACAGGCUUCACUGUAAAGAUCCAGGCUCCGGGGACAGAGCCAUUUGACCUGCAGGUCUCCCCCCAGGAAAUGGUGCAGGAAAUCCACCAGGUUUUGAUGGACCGUGAGGACACCUGCCACCGCACCUGCUUCUCUCUGCAGCUGGAUGGAAAUGUGCUGGACAACUUUGCCGAGCUCAAGUCUAUCGAGGGUCUGCAGGAGGGAUCGGUGCUCAAAGUGGUGGAAGAGCCCUACACGGUGCGUGAAGCUCGAAUCCAUGUGCGUCACAUCAGAGACCUGCUGAAGAGUCUGGACCCUUCUGACGCUUACAACGGAGUAGACUGCAACUCUCUCUCUUUCCUGAGCAUCUUCACUGAUGGAGAUCUUGGAGAAACUGGAAAGCGGAAGAAAAAGGGCAGCGAGAUGGAGCAGAUAGACUGCACCCCUCCAGAGCACAUCCUGCCCGGCAGUAAAGAGCGCCCCCUUGUGCCCCUCCAGCCACAGAAUAAGGACUGGAAGCCCAUGCAGUGCCUGAAGGUCUUGACCAUGAGCGGGUGGAACCCUCCACCUGGAAACAGGAAGAUGCACGGCGACCUCAUGUACCUGUACAUUGUGACUGUGGAGGAGCGCCAUGUCAGCGUCACUGCCUCAACACGCGGCUUCUACCUCAACCAGUCUACUACCUACACCUUCAACCCCAAACCAGCUAAUCCCAGCUUCUUGAGCCACUCUCUAGUUGAGCUGCUGAGCCAGAUCAGCCCUGCCUUCAAGAAGAACUUCACCGCCCUGCAAAAGAAAAGAGUCCAGAGACACCCGUUUGAGAGGAUAGCCACGCCUUUCCAAGUAUACAGCUGGACUGCUCCGCAAGUAGACCAUGCAAUGGACUGUGUUCGAGCUGAGGACGCAUACACCUCCCGCCUGGGUUAUGAGGAGCACAUCCCUGGACAGACCAGAGAUUGGAACGAAGAGCUGCAGACUACCAGAGAGCUGCCCCGGAAGAACCUGCCUGAGCGGCUGCUAAGGGAGAGGGCUAUAUUCAAGGUCCACAGUGACUUUGCAGCAGCUGCCACUCGAGGUGCCAUGGCUGUAAUUGAUGGCAACGUAAUGGCCAUCAACCCUGGUGAAGAAACUCGGAUGCAGAUGUUCAUCUGGAACAACAUCUUUUUCAGUCUGGGCUUCGAUGUGCGGGACCACUAUCGUGAGCUGGGGGGCGAUGCGGCCGCCCACGCUGCACCCACCAAUGACUUGAACGGAGUACGAGCUUACAGCGGGGUGGAUGUGGAAGGUCUUUACACUCUGGGAACUGUAGUGGUGGACUACAGAGGCUACCGUGUCACCGCCCAGUCCAUCAUCCCAGGUAUCCUGGAGCGUGAGCAGGAGCAGAGCGUCAUCUACGGCUCCAUUGACUUUGGGAAGACUGUUGUGUCUCACGGCAAAUACCUGGAACUGCUGGAAAAGACCAGUAGGCCACUAAAGAUCCAGCGGCACAGCGUGCUGAAUGAGAAGAAUGACACGGUGGAGCUGUGCUCCUCUGUCGAAUGCAAAGGCAUCAUCGGGAAUGACGGCAGACACUAUAUUCUCGACCUUCUUCGCACCUUCCCCCCUGACCUCAACUUCCUGCCUGUGGAUGGAGUGGAGCUGUCUCCAGAGUGCCAGCGUCUAGGCUUCCCCCGCCAGCACCGCCAUCGCCUGGCCUGUCUACGCCAAGAGCUCAUCGAAGCCUUUGUUGAGCACAGAUAUCUCCUGUUCAUGAAGAUGGCAGCGUUACAGCUGAUGCAGCAUAAAGCCAACAGGGACUCUAUCAAGACUGACACACCCGCCAUCACAGAAACCUCCGAAACACUCGCAGAGAGCAAAGCCGACACGACCCAGACAGACACAGCACAGACCAAUGCCACAGAUUCCUCUAAAGCAACAGACAUCUCCACAGAUAGCACUAGCCAGACAGACAAUGCUUCCACUGCUGCCUCACAAACAGGAACUGACAGCGAAGAGAACUCCUCGAAGCCCACAACAAACGGGCCUGUAGACCCCACAGCCACCCAGAACGGGGAAUGCAAGGGCCCAUUGGAGGGUAAGGAGCUUGAGGAAAGUAUUCCAGGAUUAGCUCAGGCCAAAGAGCUAGCGGAGACCUUAGUUGCCGAAGAUGGAUCUAGUAUUGACCCCAAAAGCCGUGAAGUGGUCCUGAAUGCCUGUAAGGCAGUGGGCUCCAUCAGCGACACAGCUUUCGAUAUCCGCUUCAACCCUGAUAUCUUCUCCCCAGGAGUACGGUUCCCUGAAGAGAGUGCAGACGACAUCCAGAAGCAGAAGCAGCUACUCAAAGACGCAGCUGCCUUCCUGGUUUCCUGUCAGGUCCCAACACUGGUGAAGGACUGUUUGGACCACAGCGCUCUGCCCAUGGAUGGAGCCUCACUAACGGAGGCUUUGCACCAGAGAGGCAUCAAUGUUCGCUAUUUGGGCACAGUCCUGGAGUUUAUGGAGAAGACUCCUGCCAAAGCCCAGCUGGAGCACAUCUAUAGAAUAGGAAUAACUGAGCUGAUCACCAGAUGUGCAAAACAUAUAUUCAAGACGUACCUCCAGGGUGUAGAGCUGUCUGCACUCUCUGCUGCUGUGAGCCAUUUCCUAAACUGCUUCCUGAGCUCCUUCCCAGACGCCGUUGCCCACCUGCCUCCCGAUGAACUGGUGUCACGCCGCAAAAACCGCAAACGUCGCAACAGGGUCCCCGGCGGUGGCGACAACACGGCGUGGGCCAGCCUGACACCGAGUGAACUGUGGAAGAACAUUGCCUCUGAGGCCCAGAGCUAUUAUCACUUUACCCUACAGUGUGAAAGUGUCGACCAAGUUGUGGAGAAAUUCGGCCUCCAGAAAACCACUCUGCUCAGAGAAAUUUCAGUCAAAACUGGCAUACAGAUCCUGAUAAAGGAGUAUAACUUCGACAGCCGCCAUAAGCCUGCCUUCACAGAAGAGGACAUCCUGAACAUUUUCCCUGUGGUGAAACAUGUAAACCCCAAAGCCACAGAUGCCUUCCACUUCUUCCAGAGUGGGCAGGCCAAAGUGCAGCAAGGUUUCUUGAAGGAAGGAUGUGAGCUGAUCAACGAGGCUCUUAAUCUCUUCAACAACGUGUACGGAGCCAUGCACGUAGAGAUCUGCUCCUGCCUGCGCCUGCUGGCGCGCCUUAAUUACAUCCUGGGAGAUCACCCUGAGGCUCUCAGCAAUCAGCAAAAGGCUGUUCUGAUGAGUGAAAGAGUCCUUGGCAUCGAGCAUCCCAACACAAUUCAAGAAUAUAUGCACUUGGCCCUGUAUUGCUUUGCCAACAACCAGCUUUCGACUGCUCUGAAGCUUCUGUACCGCGCUCGUUACCUCAUGUUGUUGAUUUGUGGGGAGGACCACCCUGAGAUGGCUCUGCUGGACAGUAACAUCGGGCUGGUGCUGCAUGGAGUCAUGGAGUAUGAUUUAUCUCUGAGAUUCCUGGAGAACGCUUUGACCAUCAACACAAAGUACCAUGGACCUCGGUCCCUCAAAGUAGCCCUCAGUCAUCAUUUGGUUGCAAGAGUUUAUGAGAGCAAGGCUGAGUUCCGCUCUGCACUACAGCACGAGAAGGAGGGUUACACCAUUUAUAAGAACCAGAUGGGCGAGGCCCAUGAAAAGACCAAGGAGAGUUCUGAGUAUCUGAAGUAUCUCACGCAGCAGGCUGUAGCUCUGCAGAGAACCAUGAAUGAGAUCUACAAAAAUGGCUCUAACGCCAGCAUUAUGCCUCUUAAGUUCACUGCACCCAGCAUGGCCACCAUCCUGGACCAGCUCAACAUCAUCAAUGGCAUCAUCUUUAUACCUCUCAGCCCAAAGGAUCUGGAGAACCUGAAGGCAGAGGUGCAGAGGCGGCAGCAGCUGCAGGAGCUGGGAAAGAGCGAGGAGCCUGCUGAGGACCGCUCACUGGAAUUGGAAGACAAAAUUCCCAUCGAUUAAUAUUGAGUAGUGGCCAACACAGCUAUUUUCUGCUAUGGGAGAGAAAGACGGGCUGUGAUGGAUGAGUCACAAAGCCUGUGGACCCGAAAGCCGAGCAGUCUAAAUCAACAUGAAUAAAUGAGAAAAAUAUAAAUAAAUAAAAAAGAGGGAGGGGAGGGGUCAGGGUAGUCCAGACACAGACUGAUGAACUGUAGGAGAAAGGAAUACUGAGCAGGAAUUUCCUACAAAGUAGGGAUAGAGGGGAGGAGAAAGUACAAACAAUGUAAAACCACAGUACCGUGCAAUCUGAAAAUCCCGAGAACCUGGUGAUGAAGCCCUAGAGCGUGUUAGCUGUGUUAGAAUUACGAUGAAUAUGAAACGAGGGUUUCAGCCGGGGGCGGGAGACCAAGAAUGACCAUGACAUUUUAUACCAGAGCCUUAUCCACUCUACCAUAAUCCCCCCCACACACAAGCCAUUCUUCUUCUCAGCUCAAACUUUCCACAGCACUGUUGGCCCAGGACCAUAUUCUGCCCCCGUCAUUGCCUAAAGAGCCUCGAAGAUCCUCGGGCAAGUAGCCACCCACUCGUGGUGGAUCCUACCCUGUCCUUGAACUCAGGGGUACUUUCUAUUGUGCACUAAGACCAGAAAAGACCAGUUACUAAAUUUGCCAUUUUUCAAGUGGGGCUUCUGAAUGUAAACUUCCCUUGUUAGUGGCUCAUUGAGCCGCCUUGCAGCGAGCACCCAUCAUUCACACGUGUCCUCAAUAAUGAACUAAUUUGAUCUGUCAUUUGUACUUGAGACAUCCUGGGAGGGUGCAUGCUGUAUCCUCUGGUUCCCGUUUCUCCAGCGCAGUCACAAAUUAGCGAGCUCACAACUAAUCAUUUAGGUUGAUUUUAUUUUUAUUUUUUUAAUUUCUUUUUAUGGAUUCUUUUUGUAAAAGUGCACAGGGGGGGGGGUAAGAAGGAAUUUUAUUGCCUGUUCAUCAUCAGUUAAUUUAAAGCCAUGUCUGUUUUAUAGAAAAUGUAUAGAAAUGGAAAAACGAUGUAUAAAUCUCUAUUAGACAAGUACUUGAUUGAUGUGUAUGGGAAACACAGAUUUGAACAAAAAGAAAACGUCCACCUUAAGCAGUAGAUUUAUCUAUCUAUAUAUAUAUAUAUAUAUAUAUAGUUAGCUGUGUUCAAAUAUCUAUUUUUGCACAGUGAAAGAAUAUGUGCAUGUGUGUUUGUGUGUUUGACAGUGUGCGUCUUUGUGUAGUCUGACAUCAAAUCUGUUGGCCGGGGCUUUCCUCGCAUAGUUUGAAUAGAGGCUGAGAAAACAUUGGCUUUCCAAAUCUUUAAUAAUUCUGCACACGGUAAACUGGGUUCUUUUCUGGGCCCCAAAAAUCCGCUGAUAUACUGAAAUUGGUACUGAAAUUAACCGCAUCGCUUCUCGACAUCGGCAGUGAUGACAGACUUAUCGUUGCUGGUUGUUUAUUUUUAUUUUUCUUCUCGUUAUGUGAUUUGUUAUUUUCUUCAUGUGUAACGGAGCCGAACCCCAGACAGGAGCGAGCAGUAAGCAGUUUUAGUUAACUUUCUUGUGCUGUGUGUCGACAGGUACACGGCGUCACCAAAAUUAGGAGAGGGGGGCGUGGGGGGGGAAAGGAAGGGCUGCCUCAGUGAUGUACCAAAAAAGACUGAUAAAGGCUUGUUUUUGCUGUAAACUUAAUGUUUUCCCUCUCAUGGAAAGAUGUGAGUGAUUAAAGCAAUAGAGCGAUGAUGCAUUUUUUUUUUUUUUUAAAAACAUUUUUACUUGUUGGAAGUCUGCCUUCUUACUGUACUGGAAGAAUGAUGUAUACAAAACGAUGAAAGAUGAGUUCUUCACACCAGGAGAUGAGGUCACUACAGUGAUUUCCAGAUUGCUCCUGAACCAACAAUAGCUGAGCAUGUGCCUGUUCUCUAUCCUGAAUGGAAACCAGCAGGAUGAUGGCUUUAAAAAAACAAAACAACAAAAAGCUGACAUAAGCCUUGUGAUUAUGUCUUCUGGUUUUCUUGUAUUAUUAUUUUCUUCCCCACCUACUCUCCAAGUGGCAUUCAGCAGUAAUACAGACAGUGUCCAUAAGGUGGCACUCUAACAUUCUUCUGUAUGUGAAGGACAAACGUUUGACCUACAUGACAGGAAAUGUCACGGUGCAAGUUCAGAUAUACACAUGCUGUAUUUGAUUUAGAAAAGUAUGCUCAUGGACUUUAGAAACGUACAUCUCUUCUAGCAUAGCCAGAUGUACUGGAAAUGCAUUAAACUGCAUUACUGUAAACAUUACAUGAGAUUCUGAUUAAUUUUAAAAUACCAAUAAGUUUUUACAUUUAGCAAGGAUGUGACAACUUUAAUUUUCAGCACAUUUGUAGUUCUACCUGCUGUUAAACGUGUUCUAAAAUGUUUGCAGCAGAACAUUUAAUGAUCUGACGCUACGAUAGUUUAUGAAACUCCCUGAGAGACAGGAAACUGUCUACAGAGAUGCUCUGCUGCCCUUUCAACACUGAGCUUUUCGCUUUAGUUGGAGACAUCAGUCUGACUCUGCUGUAGGUUCUUUCCUGAAUGCUGUAGAUGUUUAUUUGAGGUUAUCUCCAGAAGAGGGGGGGCAAAAUGUAAUAAUAUAAAACUAUGAAGUGUAUUCAUUCACACAUAUUUUGCAGAACUUUGCAUUUUUUGUUUUACAUUCAAAUUGCAAAGCAGGUCAUGAAGAAUGAAUGUUUACUUAAAGGACAAAUACUCAAAGAUUAAACACUGAACUUGCUCAUAUGGGCUCUGUGCAAAGUAGCUUUUUAAAGUUAAAAAGAGCUCAUACUAUCUUAUAAAAAAAAAAAAAUAAGAGUGCUGUGAAAAGAAGAAAAAGGCAAAUAUCUAUCCUAAAAUAUGCAUUUCACUGCUCCUGGUCAUACUGCAAUACUGUCUUUGUGUGGCUGUUUGAGGGUUUUGUGUUCUCUCGCUGAUGAAAUCUCUUCUCCACAAAGACUUCUUAAGCCUAGUGUUUGAGUCUGCUUCCCCUGAUGGUGUGUGGUAUUUGUGUGUGUUGCUCUUUACAAAAUCUAAUUAUUUUUUGGUCUGAGUAUGCUUUUAUAUUAAAAAUGGAUUAAAAUAAAACUAGUGAAAGAUCUGUUCGGAGUUUUUAUCAAGUUUUUUAUAUGUUUUUAAUUUGUUUUAUAACAAGUAGGCAGUGCAGAUGUGAAAAAGUUUUCAAGGACUCAACGCAGUCCCAUGGAAACACUAAGUACACCUAAUGUAUACAUAGCUCUUUAGUGGGCUCACCCCAGUAUUUCAAUUAGGUUGAGGUCUGGACUUUGACUAGAUCAUUGCAACACCUUGAUUCUUUUCUCCUGUUGCAUGACACCAAGUGACGCUUCAGCUGUCAUACAGAUGGCCUCGCAUUUGACUCUACAGACUACUUAGGUAUUCAGAGAACUUCACGGCCAAUUCAGUGACUGCAAAGUGCCCAGGUCCUGUAGCUCUGAAAAAAGCCCAAGUCUUCAAACCACCACCGGUAUGCUUGUUGAACUCAUAUGAGAUGUUUGUGCUAAGUUGUGCUUGUCUUGUCUGUCCAAAGGACGUUCCCAAAGUCUUGUGGGUGUUCAGAUGCAGCUUUGCAAAACUAAGGCAUGUUGCCAUCUUCUUUUUUAGAAAGAAGUCUCUUUCUUCUGGCAGCACAACACACACUUGUUCAGUCGUUUCUUAAUUAUGCACGAACUGCAUUAACUUUCACAUUUAACUUGCGAACUGUAGAAUUGAGGCCCAUAGAGUCUGAGCUGUAGCUCUUGGGUUCUUGAUUUUUCUUUGAAGGCUCUAAGGUCUAACCUUGGAGUGAGUUUGCUGGGACCUCCACUACUGAGAAGAUUUUGGCAUUGUGUUAAAACACUACCAAUACUUAUGCCUUUAUAGAGAUGCUCAGUUAAUCAAGUGCAUUUGAUUAGCAGCAUCUGGCAGUGGCUACUUACUCCCGUUCAUACGAAAGGAAUACUCAAUACUUAGCUUUGACAGAACUGCAUGUAUGGUCCUGUGGGGGAAAACCCUUUGUUGACUGUGUAUCUGAGGAACAUCAGUAUCAGCUCUUGAUCGGUAUCGGUCUAUUUGUAAAUAACUGACAGACAUGUGUCUCAGCUGGUACAAAAGAGGAACUAGUAACAACACCAAAAAGAAAAAAAAUCAAAUUUCAGCAGCUGCUGUCAGUCAAAGCAAAGGUUUUAAACAUGGAACAUAUUUUCAUACUCAGCAAGUUUUAUAAGUAAAAAGAUUAUUUAUAAAGCUUACUAAGAUGGGGGGGGGGUAAUAAAAAAGGAAUUUACCUGAGAAAUAUCCUAGAAUUGGCGUGUAAAGUACAAAAAAUAAUUAAAUCACUAAAUAAAAAAGUGCCCUUCUGUGAGUUUAUUAAGUCUCUAAAUCACUCAUGACAUUUAGGACAAUUUCCUCUAUUUAAAACAUACUAAUGAGAAGCCGCAAUCUAAGAGUUAACAGGCAAAUAAAAUAACGACCAAGGGCGCGCGCGCUCCUGUGAUGGCGUGAACGCGAAUUCCAAGCGCGUACCCGGCCGAAGUCGAAUGCGGUAGUGUACGAAAAAAAACAAGCGAGCGGAGCCGACAGGAGACAAGACGGCCACAGUUUACCUCCACAUCAUAAGACCAGGUUUUGGGAGCGGAAAUUUCACGCCCUGUCGGGUCGUGUUGCCGUCGGAGACGUCUGAGGAUACUCACGGCCAGUAACAAUAGGAUGCAGCAUACACUCAGCUGGUGACUGGUCUGCAGGCUCUCCAUUUCUUCUCCCCGGAGUCAGCCAGCUUUCAGGGGGCAGAUUCCUGCGACCCUCUUCUCUUAAUCUGAGUCUCAGUCUGGGCAAAACUAACCUGUCAUUGGAGUACACCACCUGACCUAAUCUGUGUUGCUUGGAUCAGCACAGCUCAUCUCCUGACCGAGGAGAGCGCAGCGGCUGCACAGGAAUCACCUUCUUCUUUUUUUUCUUUCUUUUUAAAAAAAAAAUUAAAAAAAAAAUCCGGCUCCGCCCACACUGCCCCGUCACGAUGGUGCUGUCACAACGUCAGAGAGAUGAACUGGUCAGGAGACUUAUCCCCAGCAGCGUGUACCAAAAAUAGAUACAGAACACAAACUAUCUGCUCCCCUGAAAGACCUUGGAGGCACUUAUGUGCAAAUGGGCCUUUGCUUUUGAACUCUUUUCUUUAUUAAAAAAAAUAAAAAAUAACCAACUCCAUGUCUUGGGCAACAAGAUGGUGCAUGUGAUUUUAUUUUUCGUUCUUUUUCCACCAUGCCCUUGUCUAUAAAUGUGGUGACAUAACAGAUGAAAUUCAAAGAUAUGGUGAUAACUGCCAGAGGCAGUCAGAACUGUGGUAUAAAGAGUUCACCGUGGCUCAGUUUGAUCAUUAACAGGACUUGGAUCAUGUUUACCUGUCAAGAUACUAGUCCUCUAAGUCCCAGUGUUCACCCUCAUUCAAAUAAACUCUGUUAUCCAAUGACUCCUGCUUGUGUUUUGGCUUCACUUUGAAAAGCUGAACCACGGACAAAAAAAAUAUAUAGUAGUUUGGAUAUAAUGUAAAUGUUCAGCAGCAAGUCUGCUGCUUUUCUGUAAUAAAGACAAGGAAUUAUGAAAGCACAUUGCUUUGUUAGAUUAUGGAAAGCUUUUAAAAUGAUCCGCUGUUGUAGUGAUUUUUAAAAAUGGCUCAUUUGAGAGUAAAACUUUUUGAUAAAACAUGGUCUUUAUUUUGUAGACUGUGGUAAAUGGACUGGUUCUUAUACAGCGAUUUUCCAUUCUACUUAUGCAUAGCCAAAAAUAUUUAUCACGAUAUAUAUUUUAAAAUUUGCAAUAAUGAUAUAACUGAUGAUAUAAUUGACGCGAGACAAAAUACUUUACAACUCCACAACUUUAUUAGUGCAAAAGAACCCCAUCAGUGUAUUUUUAACUUAAACAAGCAGCUGUUUAUGUGGAUUAAAGCUAUACAAAAUUUUAACAGUGGAAAUUCAAAUUCCUUGCUGACAGUUUAACCAAAAGGCAUUUCCAGUGGAAAUGGGCUGACAUCUCCUGAGCAUAACCAUGUAUAACAUCCACAAAACUU
Haplochromis burtoni (Burton's mouthbrooder) is the source of this 11087-nucleotide messenger RNA. It is a transcript of the gene cluha, whose product is annotated as clustered mitochondria (cluA/CLU1) homolog a. Gene Ontology annotation, molecular function: microtubule plus-end binding; dynein complex binding; mRNA binding. Gene Ontology annotation, biological process: vesicle transport along microtubule; nuclear migration; establishment of mitotic spindle orientation. The record is from RefSeq and is a predicted model, not a curated record. NCBI's taxonomy places the organism in Eukaryota, Metazoa, Chordata, Actinopteri, Cichliformes, Cichlidae. The coding region runs from base 958 to 5019 and encodes 1353 amino acids. The transcript has 29 exons. Gene Ontology annotation, cellular component: cytoplasm; neuronal cell body; neuron projection.